UAAGAAAACACUCAACAUCUCGCUGACAGUCGCUUCAGUCGUAGUGAUUGAAUAACCGCUGCAUUAUUUUCAUUUUAGGGAGGCUAUCGGAACACGGUUCCUACGGUGCUAGAAAGAAAAUGAUCCGCCAAAUUCUACUCAAAAACGACAUCCUGGUUCGUUUGGUGGCUGCCCGAGCCUACAGCCAAACUCCGACUGGUAGCAAACCUGCGGCGGCCAGCCAAGCAGCAGCUCCUAAACCAGUGAGUGCUGACGUCCCCGGAUUGAGCAGCAAGUGUGUUCACAGCAAGACGGGACCAAUCGGUCCGGGUGCUUCCCGAGACGGCGAGUACAAGGUUCCGGAGUACUAUUGCUAUGACAAAAAUAGCUACUUUGAGGCCGAAAUCGAAAUGAACAAAUUCCGGCUGCCACAACCAUCCUCGAAGCAGUAAAAGCGAAGCUUUUGUGAUUGAUUAGAGGUUGGCUAUAAAAGAGGUUAAAAUGUAAAUAGAAAAAUGAAUAAAAUGAAUGAAUGAAUGAA
Molecule: messenger RNA, 520 nt
Organism: Aedes aegypti (yellow fever mosquito)
Lineage: Eukaryota; Metazoa; Arthropoda; Insecta; Diptera; Culicidae
Gene: NdufV3
Exons: 1
Coding region: 120-431 (103 amino acids)
Cellular component (GO): mitochondrion
Source: RefSeq, a predicted model, not a curated record